AUGGUAUUUGUUAAAGUUAAAAAUAAAUGGAAAGAAAUUGAUAGUUACUGGAAAUGUUGUGACAAUAAUUGUAUAAAUACAAACAAACCUAUUGGUAAUUGCAUUAAAGGAAAUGGAUAUGGAAAUAUAAUUGAUGAUGAAAAUAUUAAAUAUAUUGAUUGUUUGGAGGGGAAAGGAGUUAAAUGUAUAUUUGAAGAAGGAUUAAAUGGUAGCCAAUCACAUAUGACUAUUGGUCUUCGAAAUUGUAGUACAAACAAUUAUAUUUAUUAUUAUGCAAGAUAUGAUCAUAUAUAUAACGGAGAAGUAUCAAUUAAUCUUUCAACAUCUUUCAAUAAUAAUGAUAUUUUUGGUUGUGGAUUAGUUUAUCCUCCAACUAAUAUAACGAAUGAAUUUCCUUAUGUUUUCUUUACUCAAAAUGGAAAACAAAUUGGUAAAGGUAUAAAAUUAGAGGACAAUUUCGAUUCAUAUAAACCUCGUGUUUUCUUAAACUGUUGUUCACUUGAAGCUAAUUUUGGAAAUGAUUUGGAAUCAAAACCAUUUGCAUAUGACGUCUUAAAACAUUUAAUACUUAAAGAAUUUUUUUGA
This is a messenger RNA of Meloidogyne enterolobii, 585 nucleotides long. Lineage: Eukaryota; Metazoa; Nematoda; Chromadorea; Rhabditida; Meloidogynidae. The record is from the annotation of a GenBank genome assembly.